GUAACCACUGAUCACUGCGUGUAUAUAUAGAUUCUCCCUUUUUGCUUUGUUUCCCUCGAGCUUUCUCUUUCUCUCUCUUCUCGCAUUCUCAGCUGUUUCUUGGAAUCUCAGGAAGAAUGGGAGAGGAGAAGCCCAAGCCCGUCGCCGCCGUCUGGCCCACCGUGAAGCCCUUUGUUAAUGGCGGUUGCUCCGGCAUGCUCGCCACCUGCGUCAUUCAACCCAUCGACAUGGUCAAGGUGAGAAUCCAAUUGGGCCAGGGAUCAGCUGGCGAGGUCACCAAGAAUAUGCUUAAAAAUGAGGGCUUUGGUGCCUUUUACAAGGGUUUGUCUGCUGGGCUUCUUAGACAGGCUACUUAUACAACUGCCCGUCUUGGAUCAUUCAGAAUUUUGACGACCAAGGCUAUUGAAGCCAAUGACGGGAAGCCAUUGCCUCUAUAUCAGAAGGCGCUGUGUGGGCUGACUGCGGGGGCGAUUGGAGCCUGUGUGGGCAGUCCCGCUGAUUUGGCACUCAUCCGUAUGCAGGCGGAUGCCACCUUACCCGCCGCCCAGCGACGUAACUACACAAAUGCCUUCCAUGCGCUGUCCCGCAUUGUUGCUGAUGAAGGAGUUUUAGCCCUUUGGAAGGGCGCUGGCCCGACUGUAGUGAGGGCAAUGGCGCUUAACAUGGGAAUGCUCGCCUCUUAUGACCAAAGUGUUGAGUUUUGUCGGGAUUCUCUUGGCAUGGGAGAGACUGCCACAGUUGUAGGGGCUAGUGCAGUAUCCGGAUUCUUCGCUGCUGCUUGCAGCUUACCGUUUGACUACGUGAAGACACAAAUCCAGAAGAUGCAACCAGAUGCCGCUGGGAAAUAUCCCUACACCGGUUCCGUUGACUGUGCUAUGCAAACCCUCAAGGCGGGAGGGCCUUUUAAGUUUUACACUGGAUUCCCCGUAUACUGUGUUAGAAUUGCUCCUCAUGUCAUGUUGACAUGGAUAUUCCUCAACCAAAUCCAGAAGGCCCAGAAGAACCUCGGGUUGUAGAUCCCCCGUGGCAAAGAAAGAUCACCCGAGUCGAGCCAUGCCGUGAUAAUAACAUUGGCCGCGACAUGUUAGUUUUUUUUUUUUUUUGGGUAAUUUUACACUAUUACAGCAAAGGGACUGCUUCAAGAUUCUUGAACUGGAUCAUUUUUCUAGAUUGAUUUUAUGAACUUUUAGGGGUAGGGAGGUGGAAUUUUUUGCAUUUUCCCAAGGAUUACUUGCUGAAAUUUUCCAGAGAAUUUUUUUAGGAAAAUAAUUGAUGUACUACUAUUCUAAAGUGUGGUUGUAGGCUCACUGUUUUCUCUGCAUCAAUAAGCAACUUGUGCUUUUAUUUGCUCUUU
Messenger RNA from Ipomoea nil (Japanese morning glory), 1354 nucleotides. RefSeq names its product mitochondrial dicarboxylate/tricarboxylate transporter DTC. The coding region runs from base 117 to 1016 and encodes 299 amino acids. Lineage: Eukaryota; Viridiplantae; Streptophyta; Magnoliopsida; Solanales; Convolvulaceae. The record is from RefSeq and is a predicted model, not a curated record. The transcript is spliced from 6 exons. Gene Ontology annotation, molecular function: oxoglutarate:malate antiporter activity.